Messenger RNA from Quercus lobata, 2546 nucleotides. It is a transcript of the gene MFP1, whose product is annotated as MAR binding filament-like protein 1. The record is from RefSeq and is a predicted model, not a curated record. Gene Ontology annotation, cellular component: condensin complex; chromatin; condensed chromosome. NCBI's taxonomy places the organism in Eukaryota, Viridiplantae, Streptophyta, Magnoliopsida, Fagales, Fagaceae. The transcript is spliced from 4 exons. Gene Ontology annotation, biological process: mitotic chromosome condensation. The coding region runs from base 124 to 2304 and encodes 726 amino acids. Gene Ontology annotation, molecular function: chromatin binding.
CACGACUGGUGAUAGUAACACAAACCCGUACUGAAAGAUAGAAAGAAAGAAAGGAAGAACAAUCUCCUCUUUACAUUUACGGUGUCACAACCUCUCUUUCUCUCUCUCUCUCUCUCUCAAGCAAUGGGCUUUUUUGUGGGAAGCUCUUGCUUUUUACACUCUCCCCUCUGCCAAUCUCGCUUUCUUUCUUCUUCUUCUUCUUCUUCUUCUUCUUCUCAACCCAUGUUCUUGUAUUCUUGCACAAGAAAUGCAGAGACAAAGAGGAAGAACAUUGCUCCAAUGGCUUCUAUGCACCAUGAGGACCCAAACCAAAGCGUUCACUUAAAGAGGAGGGCGAUUCUGUUUGUGGGUAUUACGGUUCUUCCCUUAUUGCAACUCAAGGCUAGAGCUCUUGAAGGUUUAGCAACAAAGGAAAGUGAGCUAAUGAAACCAGAGGAGAACCAAAACGGAGAGCAAGCAAUUCAAAGAGAUGCUCCACCAAAUCCCUUCCUAGCUCUGCUGAACGGACUUGCAGUAUUUGGUUCUGGUGUUUUUGGUGCGCUCUACGCUUUGGCUCAGAGAGAAAAGACAGCUUCUAAUGCAAUAAUAGAAUCUAUGAAGUCCCGACUGAAAGAAAAGGAAGCUGCUAUUGUUUCAUUAGAGAGAAACUUUGAAUCAAAGUUACUGAAGGAACAGGAAGAACGAACCAAGCAACUCAGAAAGACAAAGGAGGAGCAGCAGACCUUAUUGAGCCAACUAAAUGCGGCAAACAGGACGAUCACAGGUUUGGGACAGGAGCUGAAAAGUGAGAAAAGAUUGAUUGAGGAGCUUAAAGAUCAAAUUGACAGUCUUGAGAUCAACCUUUCAAAGGCUGGGGAUGAUAAAAAGGAACUUGAAGACAAUUUGAAGGAAAAGCUCGAUUCAAUUCAAGUCUUACAGGAAAGGAUCAAUUUGCUCAGCCUAGAGCUCAAGGAUAAAGAAGAUAAUAUUCAAAAUCUUAGCUCUUCUCUUGCUGAAAAGGAAUUAGAGUUGAACAACUUGAAUUUUACCUACAAGCAGACAAAGGACGAACUUGCUAAAGCUCAUUCAGAAAUACAAAGAAUGGAAGGUGAAUACCUAAAAAUUCAAAAAGAACUAGAAUCAAAAAAUUCUAUGUUGGAUGAAUUAAAUACAAGAGUAAGUUCUUUGACUUUUGAGAGAGAUGAUUAUAAGAGGAAAUUGGAUGUAAUUAAGGAGGAAUACAAUGAUCUAAAGUCAUCUUCUGAGAAGAAGGCAGCUUCGGAUGCUAAGCUUUUGGGAGAAAAAGAAGAGGAACUUAAGCGGCUAAAGCAGAAGCUUGAGCUUUCUCUAAAUGAAUUGAGUGAAAACCAAUCAAUAAUUGCUGAUUUGACCCAAGAAAGAGACAGUUUGAGGGGAACGCUGGACACAGAAUUGAACAAUGUAAAGCAGCUGAAACUUGAACUCCAGAACACACAAGAAACACUUGGAAAAUGUAGAAAUGAAGUUUCUGAUCUCACAAGUCAACUAAAACAGUCUAUAAAUCUGUGCUCAGAGCUUGAGAGUGAGAUCUCUAGGGUCCAGGCAGAGUUUAGUGAAGUGAGGGAAUCACUGCAGAGGAGUCUUGAUGAGGCAAAACUAACUAGUGAAGAUCUGGCUGGUGAGAUGACAGCAGUGAAGGAAGUUCUGAAGAAAACAAACGAGGAGCUACAAUUUGUGUCCCAUGAACUGACAACUACAGUGGAAGAUCGUGAUAGACUACAACAGGAAUUGGUUGGUGUCUAUAAAAAAGCAGAAAAUGCAGCCAAUGAUUUAAAAGAAGAAAAAAAUGUAGUUUCUUCUUUAAGCAAAGAACUACAGACUUUGGAGAAGCAAAUCUUGAAAGACAAAGAGGCUCGAAGAUCUCUUGAAACAGACCUGGAAGAGGCUACCAAAUCACUUGAUGAGAUGAACCGAAAUGUUUUUGUGCUUUCUAGAGAUCUAGAGAAGGCUAAUUCUCAAAUUUCUGACCUUGAAGAUGAAAAGGAGGUGCUUUACAAGUCUCUUACAGAGCAAAAGAAUGUAUCUAAAGAGGCCCAGGAUAACAUGGAAGAUGCUCAUAACCUUGUCAUGAGACUAGGGAAGGAAAGGGAGAGUUUGGAGAAGCGAGCAAAGAUGCUUGAGGAUGAAUUGGCAUCUGCCAAGGGUGAAAUAUUGCGGGCAAGGAGUCAAAUAAAUUCGUCAAAAGCUCAUGUAAAUAAUCAGCAACCACAGCAAGAAGAAGCUGAAGGCAAUGUCACAGUUACUGCAAAGAAAAAUGUUAGGAGGAGAAAGGCUAGUUCCCAAUGAGUUAGUGAACUAUCGUGAUUUCUGUAACCUUCCCCCAUGUUCAAAUGUUCUUGUAUCCUCAGAAAUGAGUUUUUUUGGGCUCUCUUCUUCUUUGACAUUUUUUUUGGUGCGAAACAAUUAUAUAUAUAACAAUGAGGGGUGAAAACUGAUUAAAGCAUGUAUGUUAGGAUUCUCAUUGAUGAGUUUUGUUUCCGUUGUAUGUUUUUAAAUGUAGAGUAUCAAUUCCUGUAAUUUUUUUGACU